CGAAAGGACAAGCUGGCGACAGACUCAGCUAACUGCUCACUUGCUCUCCAGCAUCCACUCUCGCUCUCUGCGCGUCAUCCUGUCUCCUCACAUUCUCUCGUUCGUGGCCAAGUUCAUGAUGGUUAUUGUACGCUUUGCCGGACUACCGCCUUGUUGAUUACCCGCCGGCAAACUCCUGUCGCAUGGCUGGCCAGGAGCGCUGUGAUCAUUCCAUGAGAGCUAUCGCUGCUCACUCUUGCAUACUUCCAUCGCUUUAGGAUAUCAAUACCUUUUCAGUCAACCCAGACCUACAAUUGAUCCCGUAUCCGCCUGGCAUAUAUUGUUUCACCAUGGCGGUAACAGCUUGGACCGAUACCUGCGUCCACUGCGCUGAGCUCCUUGCCAGCGUCCCUGUCUCCAUCGUCUUUGCCGCCGUCGGCGCUACUGCGGUUGGAUUGCUUGUUUGUCUCUAUGUUUUUCUAUCCCUAGUUGCGCCGGUACCACGGAGUCCCCUCCCGGAAGAAGCGACCUACCGCACUAUCUCGAAAGACGGAUCGGUCACGGAGCCUGAGCCGCUACCCUCCUGGCAAGACUCAAACAACAAAAAGAAUGGCCGGGGAAUCGACAAUUCCGAGUUGUUUGUGUCCCUGGUCGUCCCAGCCUAUAACGAGAAGGACCGUCUCGGCGGCAUGCUAGAAGAGGCUGUCAACUACCUGGAGCGCAUGUACGGAACACUGGGCCACAGCCAACCCGACGAGAAGCCCGUUCGACAACGGAAGAACGCCGCCAACGGACGCGCAAAUGGCAGUGCAAACGGCAACGCGGCGAACGGGAUACCGCAUGGAAAGGGCUGGGAGAUUAUCAUCGUCUCGGAUGGAUCGACGGACAGCACGGAAGAAAUGGCGUUCUCCUUCGCCCGAGAUCAUCAGCUCUCGCUGCAUCCCAAGGGUCACGCCGGUCCCUGGACACCCGAGCCCGAAGAGGGAGUGCAUAUUCCGCCCGGAACAAUCCGUGUAGUGACUCUGUCCAAGAACCGCGGAAAGGGCGGGGCCGUCACUCACGGGAUGCGACAUGUUCGUGGCCAGUAUGUGGUUUUCGCUGACGCGGACGGCGCAACCAAUUUUGCGGACUUGGGGAAGCUUAUUACUGCUUGUCAGGAUGUCGAGGAUUCCACCGGCCGCGGUGUAGCCGUUGGAUCUCGCGCUCACAUGGUUGGAAGUGAAGCCGUUGUCAAGCGUUCCAAACUCCGCAACUUCCUAAUGCACUCAUUCCACCUAAUCCUGUGGCUCCUAACACCCUCAAAAACCGCCACGAUCAAAGAUACGCAGUGCGGGUUCAAGCUCUUCUCGCGCGCCUCUCUCCCCUUCAUCAUUCCCUACAUGCAUUCCGAGGGCUGGAUCUUCGAUGUCGAAAUGUUGAUGCUUGCGGAGUUUGCGCGCAUCCCUGUUGCCGAAGUCCCCGUUCACUGGCGCGAGGUCGGCGGGAGCAAGUUGAAUGUCCUGAGGGAUAGCAUUGGCAUGGCGUGGGGCCUGGCAGUUCUGAGGGCUGCAUGGUCGUUGGGGGUUUAUAGACGGAAGUGAUUUAGUACAGCACGAUAGUUCUUGUUUGAUAUGAUACGGAGUAUAAGGUGCAUUACAUUACAGUAAGCUAAGCAAUAUAUUCUCGGGCAUUUCCCAUUCUAUC
This is a messenger RNA of Aspergillus versicolor CBS 583.65, 1662 nucleotides long. RefSeq names its product dolichyl-phosphate beta-glucosyltransferase. The record is from RefSeq and is a predicted model, not a curated record. The transcript has 3 exons. Gene Ontology annotation, cellular component: endoplasmic reticulum membrane. The coding region runs from base 330 to 1559 and encodes 409 amino acids. NCBI's taxonomy places the organism in Eukaryota, Fungi, Ascomycota, Eurotiomycetes, Eurotiales, Aspergillaceae.